Closterium sp. NIES-67 is the source of this 2865-nucleotide messenger RNA. NCBI's taxonomy places the organism in Eukaryota, Viridiplantae, Streptophyta, Zygnematophyceae, Desmidiales, Closteriaceae. The record is from the annotation of a GenBank genome assembly.
CCCCACCCCAGCUGACGACUCACCUCACCGAAUACAUAACUCUUGCUGGGAGAAAUUCAUCCAUUUUCCAAGCCUGUUGCUGGCUGCCUUGCGUCAGGCGUGUCCAGUUCACAUCUCGCUCCAGUGCCUGUGUCAAGUUUUCCAAAUAAAGACGAAGGAACGAGGAACUGAAUACUAUCGACCAUGGCCAUGGCGCAGCGGUCGCUACAGUCGCUGGAAUUCUGCCAGCUGAGGCGCGUCGACGGGCUUCCGUCAGGCAUUAAAACGCCCAGCGCGAGCGGGAAUGGCGUCGCGUCGCUGCUUCCCGGGUCGCAGCAGAAGCAAGUGCGCGUGAAGGGCAAGGCCCGGCCGAGCAAGGGCUUUGCGUGCCGCGCCUCCGGUGGCGUCGUGGAGCUCGAGCCCGCGUCUCCCGGCAGUCCACUCCUCGUGCCUCGGCUACAGUACGCGGACUCCGUGUCGAAGACCGUUCGGCGCAAGACGCGCACGGUGAUGGUGGGCAACGUGGCGGUGGGCAGCGAGCACCCCAUCCGCGUGCAGACCAUGACCACCUCCGACACCAAGAACGUGAAGGCCACUGUAGAGGAGGUGAUGCGCAUCGCGGAUCGUGGCGCGGAGAUCUGCCGCAUCACGGUGCAGGGGCGCAAGGAGGCGGAGGCGUGCGAGCAGAUCAAGAACGCGCUCGUGCAGGCCAACUAUAACAUCCCCCUGGUGGCGGACAUUCACUUCGCGCCCACCAUCGCCCUGCGCGUGGCUGACUGCUUCGACAAGAUCCGCAUCAACCCCGGCAACUUCGCGGACACCCGCGCUGUGUUCAAGACAGUGGAGUACACGGACGAGAGCUACCAGCAGGAGCUGGAUCACAUCGAAGAGGUGUUCUCGAAGCUCGUGCUCAAGUGCAAGCAGCUGGGGCGCGCCAUGCGCAUUGGCACCAACCACGGCAGUCUCUCCGACCGCAUCAUGAGCUACUAUGGCGACUCGCCACGUGGCAUGGUGGAGUCGGCCCUGGAGUUUGCGCGCAUCUGCCGCAAGCACGAGUACCACAACUUCCUCUUCUCCAUGAAGGCCAGCAACCCCGUCGUCAUGGUCGCCGCCUACCGCCUGCUCGCCGCGCAGCUCAGGGCUGCAGGGGAUGACUGGAACUACCCGCUGCAUCUGGGGGUCACUGAGGCGGGUGAAGGGGAGGACGGGAGGAUGAAGUCCGCCAUUGGCAUUGGCGCGCUCCUGCAGGACGGGCUGGGCGACACCAUCCGAGUGUCGCUCACUGAGGCCCCGGAGGAGGAGAUUGAGCCUUGCUCUGCGCUGGCCAACUACGGCAUGCGCGCUGCACAGCUGGGCAAGGGCGUGGAGGACUUCGAGGAGAAGCACCGCAGCUAUUUUGAGUUCUCCCGCCGCUCCGGCCAGCUGCCCCUGCAGAAGGAGGGCGACGCCAUUGACUUCAGGGGCAUGCUGCACCGCGACGGUUCCGUGCUCAUGUCUGUUGAUUCUGCCAUGCUCAAGAGCCCCGAGACCCUCUACCGCGCUCUGGCGUGCAAGAUGGCCGUCGGCAUGCCCUUCAAGGACCUGGCCACAGUGGACAGCAUUCUGCUGAGGGAGCCACCAGCUGCUGAUGACAAGGAAGCUCGCCUGGCUCUGCGGCGGCUGCAGGAGGUGGGGGUGGGCGUGCUGGUGCCAGUUGAAGCCCUCUCAGCCUCGCCUCUCCCCAACGCCGUUGCCCUCAUUACUCUGGAGCAAGCCAAGCUGGGUGCACACAAGCACUUGCCACAGGGCGCUGCCCGCUUUGCCGUGACUCUGCAGGGCGACGAGGCUGAGGAGGAGCUGCAGGCGCUGGUGGGGCUGGACGCCGUGAUGCUGCUGGCGCACGUGCCGCCGCAGGCAGAGGACUGCACACUCAGCCGCGUGCACGCCAGCCGCAGGCUGUUUGAGUUCCUCCAGACCAAUAACAUCACGACACCUGUCAUCCACCACAUCCGCUUCCCCGAUGGCACUUCCAAGGAUGACCUCGUGCUGCAAUCCGGUGCUGAGGCCGGUGCUCUGCUGGUGGACGGGCUGGGCGACGGCGUGCUGCUGGAGGCGCCCGCCCACGACAUGGAGUUCCUGCGCAACACGUCCUUCGGCAUGCUGCAGGGCUGCCGCAUGAGGAACACCAAGACGGAGUUUGUGUCGUGCCCGUCGUGCGGGCGCACGCUGUUUGACCUGCAGGAAGUCACUGCCUCCAUCCGCGAGCGCACCUCCCACCUGCCUGGCGUCGCUAUCGCCAUCAUGGGGUGCAUUGUGAACGGGCCUGGCGAGAUGGCUGACGCUGACUUCGGCUAUGUGGGGGGGGCACCUGGCAAGAUCGACCUCUAUGUGGGCAAGGAGGUGGUGCAGCGCGGCAUCCCCAUGGAGGAGGCGACGGACGCGCUGGUGAAGCUGAUCAAGGACCACGGCCGCUGGGUGGAGCCCGCCAAGGAGGAGGAGGAGCAGGCGGUGGCCGCCUGAACCAGUGCUUGAGGCGCCUCACAGCAUGCUGAAUGAAGACGUGGCACAAUCUGGGUGCUGCGGCAUGGGGAGGAGCACGAUGCGUGAUGCAUGAUUUGUGGUGUGCUUGAGAGCAUGGUGGUUGUGCAAUGCGCGCUCUCGGAGGUGUCAGAGUGAAAGGAUAGUGAGUGGGGGAUGGAUGGAGAGCAAGCACCCUUGUCGCUGAAAGGAUCAUAGGUGCAGAGCAGAGUUGAGUUGCGUUGCGUGUAAAGCUUGGGUGCUGCUGGAUAGUGGGCCAUUUGUGACACACUAAUGUUUUUCCUCGUUCAUUAUUGUUCAUACUGCUUCCGCCACACUAACCAUUCACUAUUUUCACAUGGAAAGGCAUGCGCGAUCUCUGAAAUUAGA